AUGAGUAAAUGCUGUUUUUCUCAACCACAACUAGAAUAUCUCGGUCAUCUGAUUACUUCUGAUGUUGCUGCUGAUCCCGAGAAAAGUGCUGCUAUGCAGAAUUGGCCUCAACCCUCAAAUUUGAAGCAGCUGAGUGGGUUUUUGGGUCUCACUGGGUAUCAUAGAAGAUUUAUUAAAGGAUAUGGCACUAUUAGCAAGCCUCUCACAUACAUGCUAAAAAAUGAUUCCUUCACUUGGUCUUCUGCUAUAUUACAAGCCUUUGUGACACUCAAACAGGUUAUGACUACUGCUCCAUUUUUGGCAUUACCAAAUUUUUCAUUACCAUUUUGA
Molecule: messenger RNA, 330 nt
Organism: Papaver somniferum (opium poppy)
Lineage: Eukaryota; Viridiplantae; Streptophyta; Magnoliopsida; Ranunculales; Papaveraceae
Exons: 1
Coding region: 1-330 (109 amino acids)
Source: RefSeq, a predicted model, not a curated record